CUGCGGGGCACUGCUAGGAGCGUAGCCUGCUGGGUGCCCAGAGAGCCCAAAUUGGGCAAGAGGCGGAGCCUCUGCGCAUGUGCACUGGAAGUGCUUGAGUUUCACUUUGUAACUUUUAAGUAGUCAGGUCAUCUCUGGGCCGGACCAGGUGCAGCUCAGCAACCUCUCGGGGUCGGGGCCAGAGCCGCUGUUACAGAGCAAUCCAUGAAGGCCGAAUGACCUCCAAGACUCUGGUUUUUCAAGACCUGCAGGAAAUGAGCUGUCGCCCUGGCAGAGUCCAUCUUUCAUGAGUGUGGGAAGCUCGGCUGUGGUGAGCCAGAGGCAGGGAACGCGAGUCUCCCUUGGCAAACCCCAAAGGAAGCACCAGCCGAGGCCAUUUCUACAGGCUCCUGAUUCCAGUCUCACAGAAUGAAGGGAACAACAAGUCUCCCAACCCUGAGCCUGUGGCAUUCUGAGGUGAUCAGGAGCAGAGAGAGGUUGGGCCAUAGUGAUAAUAGGCUCAAUGAUACGUAUUGCUACAGCACCGUCAACAACACCAGCACCGUGCUCCAGGGAGUGACCUUUGGUGGAGUUCCUACUGUCCUGCUCAUUGAUGUCAGCUGCUUCUUGUUUUUAAUAGUUGUGUUUUCCAUUAUUCGAAGAAGAUUUUGGGACUAUGGCCGCAUCGCACUGGUGUCAGAAGCAGAGAGAGAGUCCAGAUACCAGAGGCUGUCUUCCUCUUCCUCGGGGCACCAUGACUUUGAAUCAGAUCUGGGGUGUUGUUCAUGGCUAACUGCUGUUUUCCGAAUGCAAGAUGAACAGAUCCAGGAGUGGUGUGGAGAUGAUGCCAUACAUUACCUGUCCUUCCAACGCCAUAUCAUCUUCCUGCUGGUGGUGAUCAGCUUCCUGUCUCUGUGUAUCAUCCUGCCCGUCAAUCUCUCGGGUGAUUUACUGGAUAAAGAUCCUUACAGUUUUGGGAGGACGACAAUAGCAAAUCUGCAGACUGGAAAUAACUUGCUCUGGCUGCACACCAUCUUUGCCGUCAUCUACCUCCUGCUCACCAUUGGCUUCAUGAGGCACCACACCCAGUCUAUCAAGUACAGAAAUGAAAACCUGGUGAGGCGCACUCUGUUUAUUACAGGACUCCCCAAAAACACCAGGAAAGAGACAUUAGAGAACCACUUCAGAGAUGCCUAUCCCACCUGUACUGUAGUGGAGGUCCAACUAUGCUAUGAUGUUGCCAAGCUGAUUUAUCUGUGUAAUGAAAGAAAAAAAACUGAGAAAAGCUUGAACUAUUAUACCAACCUGCAGACCAAGACUGGCGAACGCACAUUCAUCAACCCCAAACCCUGUGGCCAGUUCUGUUUCUGUGAAAUCCACGGGUGCGAGAAGGAAGACGCCAUCAUCUACUACACCCGGAUGAAAGACAAGCUGCUGCAAAGGUUGUCGCAAGAGGAGCGCACGGUUCAAGAUCACCCCUUGGGAAUGGCCUUUGUCACCUUCCAGGAGCAUUCCAUGGCUACCUUCAUCCUCAAGGAUUUCAACGUUUGCAAGUGUCAGGGCUUCAGAUGCAAAGGUGAGCCACAGCCUUCAUCCUACAGCAAAGAACUCUCCCCCUCCAACUGGACUGUCGCCUUUGCAUCCUACCCAGAGAACAUUUGCUGGAAAAAUCUUUCUAUUCAAGGCCUCCGAUGGUGGUUCCAGUGGUUAGGCAUCAAUUUCAUCCUCUCGUUGGUCUUGUUCUUCCUGACCACUCCCUCCAUCAUUCUCUCUACCAUGGACAAGUUCAAUGUCACCAAACCCAUUCAUGCCUUAAAUGACCCAGUAAUCAGUCAGUUCUUCCCAACACUCCUCCUGUGGUCCUUCUCUGCAUUGCUGCCUUCCAUUGUCUACUAUUCCACACUGCUAGAGUCGCACUGGACCAAGUCAGGAGAAAACAGAAUAAUGAUGAUCAAGGUGUACAUUUUCCUGAUCUUCAUGGUGCUUAUCCUCCCGUCUCUGGGCCUUACCAGUCUAGACUUUUUCUUCCGGUGGCUAUUUGACAAAGCUUCCUCUGAGACCUCAAUCAGAUUGGAGUGUGUCUUCCUGCCUGACCAAGGGGCCUUCUUUGUGAACUAUGUCAUCGCCUCAGCCUUCAUCGGCAACGGCAUGGAGCUCCUGAGGCUGCCCGGGCUCAUUCUCUAUACCAUCCGCAUGAUCAUGGCCAAGACAGCCGCUGACCGAAGGAACCUCAAACAGCAUCAGGCAUUUGAGUAUGAGUUUGGAGCUAUGUAUGCAUGGAUGCUAUGUGUUUUCACUGUCAUCAUGGCCUACAGUAUUACCUGCCCCAUCAUUGUCCCUUUUGGCCUUAUCUACAUCCUCCUCAAGCACAUGGUAGAUCGACACAACCUCUACUUUGCCUACCUCCCCACCAAACUGGAAAAGGGGAUCCAUUUUGCUGCCGUGAACCAGGCUCUGGCUGCACCCAUCCUCUGCCUCUUCUGGCUGUACUUUUUCUCCUUCCUGAGGUUAGGUUUCCAGGCACCCACAAGUCUGUUUACCCUGCUGGCCGUGCUGCUCACCAUUGCCGUCUGCAUAGGCUACACCUGCUUUGGCUGCUUCAAGCAUCUCAGCCCCCUGAAUUACAAGACAGAUGAAUCGGCAAACGACAAAGGAAAUGAAACAGACGGACGCCUCCCUCCCAGAGCUGCUAUGUACGUGCCCAGGAUCCUGAGCAGCCUGGCCUCGGAGAGGACUUCCCUGUCCCCACAGGAUCAGCAGACAUAUGGCGCCAUCCAGAACAUCAGUGGGACCCUCCCUGGACAUCACUCUCCAGAGCCUUCAGACUUUGCUCCUUCCUUGGAUGACUGAGCUAACCCAGGAUAAGCAUGUUUGGGUCAGAGCCCUCAGUCUGGCUCUGGGGAGGAGGAGGAGCUGGAUAGAUGACAGCAGCUUGGGUUCCAAGCACCUCAGCUUUCUCCUUUUCUUUUGACCCAUGCUACGCUCCAUUUUCCUAGGACCAGGACAAGCCAGGAUGACUGACAAAGUCAGGGACCUGUUGGAGAGGGUUGUUAAGUCUCCCGACCCAGACUGCUCAGUGGACAUGCACUAGAUGGCCAGGGGGAGGGGCAGCCCCCACUUUCCAGACUCCCGAUAGCCCCUUUGGGGAGGUUCCUCCCCCACCCCAGCUCUGUGCCCUGGCAAUGCUGCCCCUCUGGUGCCAGCACAUACAGCUCACUGUCUGCAAUGAUGUACUUUAAUUAAGGAUUCAUGUUAGUAUUGUGGCCCUGGACAGACAAUCCAGGGGACUGGAGCAGGUACUGGGAAUAAGAGACUGGAGCCAGGGCAGCCCGGAGCAGGUUUCCUCCCUCCUGAGCCUUUGCACCAACGUGUAUAUGCAAGCACACAUCUGUACACCAAAUACACAUACUCCAAUUGUAUGCAAAGAGCCCGCAGAAGCAAGAGUUGCUGGGUAGGUUUCUAGGUCAGAGGAAGGGGACCGCUCUUAGUCCAGUCUUCCCUCUGAACUAUUAUCUCCCCACCUGCCAGGGAGUCCCAGUUUAUUUGGUACCAGGCCCAGUCUGCCAGUAGCUGCCCCAGGGCCAGUGGUAAGAAAGGGGAAGGUGGUUUCAAAGCCCACUUCUUUAGUUCUUGGGUUAAAUACCGACCCCAUCCGCAAUGCCAUCACUCCCUGCCCAAGUUGCUGUAUCGCUUGUAUUCUUGUGCUUUCCUGUUGUUGCUUCCUCAUGUCAGAGACAGUGCCAGCCAGUUCACUCAGGGCAUGUGUCAUGAAAGAAAGACAAUGACACAAGGAUGAAGAUGAUGGUCCCUUAAUAAAGCAUGGAACAGAGAGUGCACAGGUAUCCAGGCCAGGUGAGAUGCUCCUUCUGACUUGAUCCUCUCCCUGCCCUGUGACUGUUCAGAGUGCAAGACCCACUCCUCAAUAUACACCCCCACCUUUGGGCCAAUGGCUGCCUGCCUCUGGCAGCUGCCCUGAUCCCUUUCAUCCUUCUGCCCCUCUUGCUUGCCUCCCCAGCCGGGCCGAGGCUUGACUCAGUGUUAUUGGAAUGAGUGCCUACUCUAGAGCGAGAGGACCUCAGCUUGAACCCAGACCUGUGCGACCUUGAGCAAGUCGCUCUCUUGGCCUCAGUUUCCAUAUCUGUAAAAAAGGAUUUGGGACGAGAUAAGCCCCAUCUGAUUCUAAACCUCUAAAUUACAUGGCCGGAUGCUCGGGUAAAUGAAGAGCAUCUUGCAUCUCUUCCCACCCUUGGUCUCCAAAUAAAUCCUGCCCUUGCCACUACACACAGUCCAACAUCGUGUUAGGCUUCCAUUCCAGGCUCACCUUUGGCUUCUGUCAUCUGACCUUGAUCCAAGGACUGUUAAGCCCUGGACUACCUGGCCCAGACCUGUGAUUUCCCUGGGCUUUUGUGGCUGGGCAGCUGGUUAAGUGAGGAAUCCAUCAACCAAACACCGUUUAUCAAGAGCCUCUUGUGUGCUAGGUGCCGAGUAUGCAGUGGCAAAAAGGAAACCAUUGUUUUGAAUAUUCUGCUUCUUAUUUCUUUCUGGGGGUCUUGAUGCAAGAGCCCCCAUCUGGACAUACCAGCCAUAACUCGGGCUGCUUCCCCCACUCCUGAGCAAGAGCACUCAAGACAUGCAGUCAGCUGCCUUUCCACUUUCCUUUUUGAAGGACGGCUGUGACCCUGCUUUGGGAAACUAUGUGGAUGAUGUUACCGUCCGGGAAGAGCCCAGGAGAAAGAAGAGAGAGCUGCUGGCUCUCCUGGUCCAGGCAGGGGCUACUACCACCAAUAUCCUCUGCUGGUAUCCUCUCUGGUGGCUAGGGGUGGGCAGAGAAGGGAGAGGAGAUGGUGUCCAGCUGUCAGAGGCAGCAUCGGCCCUGGACCCACCUGUAGCAGGGAAGGUACGAAGGUGGCAUGCACAGAGCAUGGGAGUAGACGGAGGCAGGAGACCUGGUUUUGAAUCUCUACUCCGACUUUUGCUAGGUGUGUGACAUUAGGCAAGUCACUUAGCUUACUCCUGGGCCGCAGUCACUUCUAUAAAAGGCAAAGGUUAAACUCAAUGGCCUCUAACACCUCAUAUCUCAGGAUCCCACCAGGGCUGACCUUGCCCUAACAGUUUCCUCCAGGAGAGCCAAAUGGGGACUGAGAAAGUCAUUCUCCCCACUGCCCUGCAGGUGGUGCCAGUGGACUAGCUAGAAAUGGAAGGGACUUGAGACCAACCUUUUCUGAGAUCAUGCAACCCUAUGAGUAAAAGGUUUCUGAGCAUA
Dromiciops gliroides (monito del monte) is the source of this 5242-nucleotide messenger RNA. It is a transcript of the gene TMEM63A, whose product is annotated as transmembrane protein 63A. The transcript has 24 exons. Lineage: Eukaryota; Metazoa; Chordata; Mammalia; Microbiotheria; Microbiotheriidae. The record is from RefSeq and is a predicted model, not a curated record. Gene Ontology annotation, cellular component: plasma membrane. The coding region runs from base 409 to 2829 and encodes 806 amino acids. Gene Ontology annotation, molecular function: calcium-activated cation channel activity; nucleic acid binding.